AUGUCGAAGUCGUCCUGGGGGCUUCUCUUCUCCUCUCUCAAGCCCCUGGCACUUCUCCUAACCCUCUGUUUCCUUUCCCUUCUCCUCCUCUUCUCCCGCUCUGCCACCUCUCCGCUCACCCCGAAGCAUAACCCUAGCGCCGCCCUUUUCGACCUGUCUUUCGACCUACCCCCGUCCUCCUCCGGUGCCGGCGCCGCCGGCGGCAUACGGAUUCGUCCUGGCAGCCGGAGUUACAGAGAGUACAUUGCCCGGCAGCUGAACAAGACCCUCGACCCCCGUCUUCGCCGCCUCUGGACAACCCGCGACUGGGAGCGCAAGGUCGCCGUCUUCUCCUCCUUCUUCCUCCGCCAUCAGUCGGAGGGGCUCCUCCGCAACUCCUCGCGCGCCCUCUGCGUCGGCGCCCGCACGGGCCAGGAGGUGGCGGCGCUUCGCCGCGUGGGGGUGACCGACUCCCUAGGCAUUGACCUCGUCCCUGCUCCGCCACUGGUGGUCGCCGGCGACUUCCACCGGCAGCCCUUCCCCAACCAGAGCUUCGACUUCGAGUUCUCCAACGUGUUCGACCACGCCCUGCUGCCGGCGAGGUUCGUGGCGGAGGUGGAGCGGACGCUGCGCCCAGGCGGGUUCUGCGUCCUCCACGUCGCCCUCCGCCGCCGCGGGGACCGCUACUCGGCGAACGACCUCUUCUCCGUGGAGGCCCUGGUGGCGCUCUUCCACGACUCCGACCUGGUGGGAACUCGCAAGGUCGACGGGUUCGGCCUCGACACCGAGGUCGUCAUGCGCAAGAGGAAGACGACGACAUAG
Molecule: messenger RNA, 801 nt
Organism: Spirodela intermedia
Lineage: Eukaryota; Viridiplantae; Streptophyta; Magnoliopsida; Alismatales; Araceae
Source: the annotation of a GenBank genome assembly